AUGUCGGAUUUUGCACGGCAAGCAAACCACCGGGAAGAAGACUACACGUCCCAGCAGCCUAGGUGGCUCCUGAGCGCCCCCCGCGCCAGAGAUCUGGCGGCUGAGAUUUGCGCGAUCGGGCAUGGAGGAGGCGUGGAUCUCCGCGGGGGGGGAGACGGAGAGAUCGCUCUGAAGGGUCGAAAGCCGCGGGAAACCCUCCCGGGGGAGCCGCCGUGGUGCUGUUGGCCGAUGCGGAGGCUGGUGUCAUUUAAAGAUGUGGCCGUGUAUUUCACGGAGGGCCAGGGGGCUCUGCUGGAUCCAACCCAGAAAGCUUUAUACAAAGAAGUCAUGGUGGAGAAUUAUGAGAACGUGGCCUCCUUAGGGUUUCCCGUUCCGAAGCCAAAUCUCAUCUCUCGUCUGGAACGAGGAGAAGAACCUUGGCUGUUAGAUUCUCCAGGGCUGGAUGCCAACAGCUCAGAGGCACUGAGGAAAAAGAAUUCCUGUCGGAAGUGUGGAAAAUGCUUCGUUCAGAAAUCGGAUCUGGCUAUCCAUCGACUACUUCACAAGGGAGAGAAACCUUUUAAAUGUCUGGAAUGUGCAAAAUAUUUUGUUCAUCACUCCGAGCUUGUGAAACACCAGCGCGUCCAUACAGGAGAGAGACCCUUUAAGUGCUUCGAGUGUGGAAAGUGUUUUUCACGGCAGUCUGUCCUUGUCAACCAUCACCGGAUCCACACCGGAGAAAAACCUUAUCGGUGCCUGGAGUGUGUGAAGUGUUUUACUCAGAGAUCACAACUCAUCCGACACCGAAGGGUCCACACGGGAGAGAAACCUUAUAAAUGUCUGGAGUGUGGGAAGUGUUUUGCCCGUCACUCGGUUCUCAUCAAUCACCAGAGAGUCCACACCGGAGAAAAACCGUACCAGUGCUUACAGUGUACCAAAUGUUUCGCCCGUCAGUCUGUCCUGAUGAGCCAUCAAAGAGUCCACACGGGAGAGAAACCCUACAAGUGUCAGGAGUGUGGCAAAUGCUUUGCUCAUCAGUCGAACCUGGUCAACCAUCAGAGAAUUCACACGGGGGAGAAGCCCUACAAAUGCAUGAAAUGUGGAAAAAGUUUUGCCCAACAAUCUGAUCUUGUAAAACACAGGAGAAUCCACACAGGGGAGAGACCUUACAAAUGCCCAGAAUGUGGGAAAUCUUUUGCGAUCCGUUCAGAUGUUGUGAAUCACCAGAGGGUCCAUACAGGGGAGAAGCCUCACAAAUGCCCGGAAUGUGGGAAGUGUUUUGCUCAACGUUCGGCUCUCGUCAGUCAUCAAAGAGUCCACACGGGAGAAAAGCCGUACAAGUGCCUGGAGUGUAAGAAAUGUUUUGCUCAGCUAUCCAAUCUUGUGAAACACCAGCGAAUCCACACAGGAGAGAAACCCUAUACAUGCCUAGAGUGUGGGAAAUGCUUCAGGCGGCGUUCCCAUCUUCACGUGCACCAUCGAAGGAUUCACAGAGGGAUGAACCCAUUCAAAUGCUCCGAGUGUGGGGAAUGUUUUGACCAGCACUCGACCCUCGUGAGUCACUGGAUGGUCCACACGGGAGAACAACCCUACGAGUGCCUGGAGUGCGGCAAAUGCUUUCCUCGACCCUCGUCUCUCGUGAAGCAUUGCCGCAUCCACACAGCCGAGAAACCUUACACCUGCUUGGAGUGUGGGAAGUUUUUUGCCCAGCGCUCAGGCCUAGUUAAACAUCAGCGCAUCCACACGGGAGAGAAGCCUUACGUGUGCUCGGAGUGUGGAAAAUGUUUUGCGGACAGCUCCUCCCUCGCCAGACACAAAAGGGUUCACACGGGAGAGAAGCCCUACAUGUGUUCCGAAUGUGGGAAACGCUUUUCAGACCGAUCCAAUGUCUUGGCUCAUAAGAGAGUCCACACGGGAGAGAAGCCUUACAAAUGCCUGGAGUGCGGAAAGUGCUUCACUCACCGGUCACACAUAGUGAAACACCAGAAAUUUCACCUGAAAGAGAAAGCCUCAAAAUACCAGCCGCCCUUGGAAAAAAACACACAAAUGUCACCAUUUUCUAAAACGGUUAAACGUGAACUACUCUGAGCCUUCUGAAGGACCUUUAUGUUUCCUCCACAGGGGCUUGAUAUCGACUACUCAUAACCAGGGAUAAAACAGUUGUAGUUCUGUAAUACCUCUGUUGUUUAACACAUAUACCCACCCAUUGGGGAUAGUUUUUAAGGGACAAAAUGGAUGCCUUAAUCUUUGCAGAGGCUAUAUGCUCUUGACUAAGACCUUUGCUAUAAUGCCAGGCAUGGUAAUGAAAUCAGUGCUGGCUUUUCUGCAUCAUAUUUAAUUUCCAUUGAAAAGCCCUUGGGUUAGACAAAAUACUGCAGUCACUCAGUGGCAAACUGGUUGACUGAAUUCAUGGCUCCCAGAUCUCAAAUUACAG
Messenger RNA from Protobothrops mucrosquamatus (brown spotted pit viper), 2413 nucleotides. RefSeq names its product zinc finger protein 260. The coding region runs from base 1 to 2067 and encodes 688 amino acids. Gene Ontology annotation, biological process: regulation of DNA-templated transcription. The record is from RefSeq and is a predicted model, not a curated record. Lineage: Eukaryota; Metazoa; Chordata; Lepidosauria; Squamata; Viperidae. The transcript has 5 exons.